Messenger RNA from Fukomys damarensis (Damara mole-rat), 2338 nucleotides. It is a transcript of the gene Tinf2, whose product is annotated as TERF1 interacting nuclear factor 2. The coding region runs from base 333 to 1685 and encodes 450 amino acids. Gene Ontology annotation, molecular function: telomeric repeat DNA binding. Gene Ontology annotation, cellular component: shelterin complex. NCBI's taxonomy places the organism in Eukaryota, Metazoa, Chordata, Mammalia, Rodentia, Bathyergidae. The transcript is spliced from 9 exons. Gene Ontology annotation, biological process: telomere capping; regulation of telomere maintenance via telomere lengthening. The record is from RefSeq and is a predicted model, not a curated record.
UUCCUACCGACCUCUUCCAGGGCACCGGAAGACACUAUCAGAACCGGAAGUAAGGUCUCCCGAAUUCGCAACAGCGGCAGCGUUUAAAGUUCAGCGAACAGGUGACUUGGCCGACGACCUGUUUCCCCUUUCAGGGUCCACGACGAGCAAAGAGGAGACUCCAUACCUCUGUUGGCCUAUGGAAAGAACUGAGGCAGAUCGGAAAGUAUCCGGCGCGGAAAAAACGAUGCAACACUCCCAGAGUUGCCGGACGCCCCGCCCCUAGGGAAGGAUUUAGAAGGCUCUCCCUGGGAAGUCACCGAAGGGACCUCCCCGGGGCGUAGCCCGCUAUCAUGGCCACGCCUCAGAGGGCCGGUCCCGCCACUUGGCGAAUGGUGGCUGCAGCCAGCUGGCAAGUGGUUCACCGACGCUGCGUGGAGCACUUCCCGCGAGUCCUGCAGUUUCUGAGUUCUCUGCGCGCUGCCGCCCCCGGCUUGGUUCUCUACCGGCACCAUGAGCGCUUGUGUAUGGGCCUACGGGCCAAGAUGGUGGUGGAGAUGAUCGUGCAAGGCCGGCCUUGGACUCAGGUUCUGAGUGUCCUGAAUCGCCACUUCCCAGAGUCUGGACCUGCACCGCCCGACCCGAAAGCUACAAAGCGGGAUCUGAGGAAGAUUUUGGAGGCACGGGAAACCUUUUGCCAGCAGGUGAAGCAGCUGUCAGAAGCCCCUGUGGAUUUGGCCUCAAAGCUGCAGCAGGAGCUUGAACAAGAGUAUGGGGAACCCUUUCUGGCGGCCAUGGAAAAGCUGUUUUUUGAAUACUUGUGUCAGCUGGAGAAAGCACUGCCUACAGUAGAGGCGCAGCAGCUUCAAGAUGUGCUCAGUUGGAUGCAGCCUGGAGUUUCUAUCACCUCUUCUCUUGUCUUGAGCCAGUAUGCUGCGGACAUGGGGUGGCCGCUUCCAGAGCUCUUUGUUUCUGACUCGGAGAACUUGACUGAGACCAGGGGACCAAAUCCUCCUCAGCAAUCAAGACCAGCUGUGCACAGUCCUCUGCCAGAAGCCAAGCCCAGCCCUCAGGGACCAGCCUCAAGGAAGCAUCCCGACUCUUUAGCUGGCCUGUGCUUCAAUCUGGCCCCUCUAGGCCGGCGAAAACUCCGGUCCCGAUGGACAUCUGCAAGGGGCAGCUAUAAAGAGCGCCCCAUGGUCAUGCUGUUGCCCUUUAGGAAUCUGGACCCACCAAGUCAAGGCAUAACUAAACCUGAGAGCGGGGAAGAGCUUGGGAUACACACAGCGGACACAGCAGGUGUGGGCACAAGAGCAGCCUUCACUGGCAAGUCAAAGAGUCCUUCUCAGGUCCUGGGGGAGAGGGCUCUGAAGGAGAACCCACCUGCCUCGUCUGCCUCAGAGCCAAAAGAGAAUUGCUGGGAUUGCUACGUGGACCCCCUAAGACUAUCAUUAUCACCUCCCAAGGCCAAGAAGCCAGCAUGUUCUCCAUUUCUGACCACUUCAGUCAUUACCAUAGGGGACUUGGUUUUGGACUCCGAAGAGGAGGAAAAUAGCCAGAGGGAAGGAAAGGAGUCUCUGGGAAACUAUCAGAAGACAAAGUAUGACACCCUUAUCCCCACCUUCUGUGAAUACCUCCCCACCUAUGGCCCCAGUGCCAUGUCUGCUCCUUCUCGUGACUGCACGGACGACUCUAGACCCCUGUGAAAGCACUGGGAUGCCCUCUGCCCUCUGCCCACCUGUUUUCUCAGCUGUGCAGGCAGCUUUUCUCAGCAACCCAAGUGGAAGCUCAGCCUUGGGUUGCCUGAAUACAAUGAUAAAAGCAGUGUAAUGCUUGACAAUUAAAUUUUGUAUUUGUCACAACAGUGUCUUGAUGUGGGGAAGGGAAAUUAAAGCUUCCAUGGGACAGGAGAGGUCAUUCCUUAGAACUGACCUUGUUAGAGCUGGAGGAGCCCCUUUGCCUUUUUCCUUCCUUGGAAAGUGUUAAUCACAGGUGCCGAGAAGGGUUACUGUGGUGGUCCUGAGGAGUCACUUCUGACCUGACUACCCACCCUGGAGCAGCACCCAGAUCGGCAACCAGCAUCUCUUUAUACUCCAGGAGCUCUCUAUUGAGCUUUUUAUUGAGGUAUUUUAAUUAUGUGAACAUUUCAGUUGGAGACACCUGAGGAUGUAAUUUAAUGAGGCUAAUUAACAGAACAGUUGUAGUUGUGUGCCACCACACCCAACUAAUUAAGAUUGUUACUUUUAGGGCAAACUUUAAAAUCUUUUACCGGGUCUUUUUUAGGUCAACAAUCUUGAUAAGAAUCAAAUGAUAGUUUUAGGUCUCUUACAAACUUAGGAAACUGUUAAUGACCACAGAU